UCGGCCAUCGGUGCAGAAAGACGUAGCGGGUGCAAAACAAGACAUCUGUCUGCAUCUGUCUACUUUGUCUGUCUGUCUGUUGUCCAUUGAUUGUCAAAAUUGAAAGACGUGAGAGCAGAGUAAAGUUAUUCCCUUUAAAAUUUGAUUAAUGAAUCAUUUACCAGAAGAAUAUGUUAUUCAUGAAGAAUGCACAUUUCCAAAAGAUUUCUGUCAGCUAUACAAUUCUGCAAAUGUUGAAAAUGUAUCUGAUGCAUUAACAGUACUCUUGCAUGCCUUCAUGUUAGAAGUUAAUUUUGUUCCUAAGUGCAAUGAUGAUUAUGUGUCUUCAAAUUCUAUGCCAGAAAACUGGAAAACAAGUGGUGUAUUUAAAAUAAAAUAUUCACACAAAACAUGUCCUGAUGUAUCUUGUUGGAUGACAUGUGUGCCUCUAUAUUCCACUUUGGUUGUUCAUGGGGCUAUUGAUAACACAAAAGAUUAUGGAAGCACAAGUACUGAGCUACAAAUAGGUUCUUAUAUCCAAGGCAAAAAUGAUAUUGAUUUUACAAAACCUUUUGACCUUUUUCAAAACAUAAAGAAACUAUCAAGGCAUUUUAAAGAUGAAUUCUGCUUUCCACUUUUAGCAUUGCUGCAUGAAAGUAAUUACUUACAUUUAUUAUUUUUUCAGUACUUGUAUAUUAUCCUGUUGAGUAAUCAGAUAACGUGAUUUAUUGUAAAUGAUGGAUAACCACUUCCUUUAG
Stegodyphus dumicola is the source of this 737-nucleotide messenger RNA. Its product is annotated as F-box only protein 7-like. NCBI's taxonomy places the organism in Eukaryota, Metazoa, Arthropoda, Arachnida, Araneae, Eresidae. Gene Ontology annotation, biological process: positive regulation of autophagy of mitochondrion. Gene Ontology annotation, molecular function: protein kinase binding. The record is from RefSeq and is a predicted model, not a curated record.